Molecule: messenger RNA, 339 nt
Organism: Cylicostephanus goldi
Lineage: Eukaryota; Metazoa; Nematoda; Chromadorea; Rhabditida; Strongylidae
Source: the annotation of a GenBank genome assembly
AAUUUGCUUCUAUACCAGCCUGAGAGAGAUCAAUAUCAGUCUGAACUUUUACGUCUCCGGCUCACAAAUCUCAAUGGAGAUGACGGAUCACGCAGACAUCCGUAUUUUGGUUCAACGUUGUUACCAGAUGAUAGUGUACCCGUCAGGCUUACUUCUGUUUAUGGAUUACCGCAUCUUUUGAGAUUAUUCGAUUGCUUUGCUGCAAAAUUGGCAAACUUACCCGCGGACUCCGGGAACAUCUUGGCUCUGAAAGUGAUGUCAUCGGAUUUUGUCUCAUUUCUUGAAGAGAACCGGGAGAAGUAUUUCAGCGUUCGAAGAGACUAUGAAGCACAGGAGUAA